Messenger RNA from Labrus bergylta (ballan wrasse), 3575 nucleotides. It is a transcript of the gene batf2, whose product is annotated as basic leucine zipper ATF-like transcription factor 2. Gene Ontology annotation, molecular function: DNA-binding transcription factor activity, RNA polymerase II-specific; RNA polymerase II cis-regulatory region sequence-specific DNA binding. Gene Ontology annotation, cellular component: nucleus. Gene Ontology annotation, biological process: regulation of transcription by RNA polymerase II. Lineage: Eukaryota; Metazoa; Chordata; Actinopteri; Labriformes; Labridae. The record is from RefSeq and is a predicted model, not a curated record.
CAACGGGUCAUUUUAAAAGAAACAGAAACUGAAAGCAGUCCCGUCGCCUGGUUGCAUCAUCUGCAGUCUAGUGCCAAACCUCCUGCACUCUAAAAGCUGUAAGACCGCCUGAGUGCUGCAUUCACGGUAAUACAUUUACAGACUCAAGAAGUUACCAAGCAACAACGUGUCUUUCGUUUUGCAUUGCCCACAGAGAACCGUGCAUUUCUGUUUUCCACAUCUCAAGCCAUUCACAUUUCGCUUUAAGCUGCAGAGAGGCGCGCUGGUGUUGCGCCAACUUCUAGAUUUUGAAUGGCAUCCCUUCUCCCUGAGGACACACUUCACGGAUGAUCCGUGCUGAGUGAAGGUCAGUCGGCAAGACCAGUCUCCUGUUUUUGGACGAAAUGUCCCCGAUACUCAUGGACACCCAGUACGACAGCAACAGCCCAAGCUCCAUGUCAGCUGAGGAGAACCACAGCAACAACGCUGGAUCGGAAAGAGAAGGAGAGGUACAACAGGAGGGACGUGGAGGGGUAAGACGACAGAAGAAGAACAGAGAUGCUGCACGGAAGAGCCGCAAGAAGCAAACAGAGAGAGCGGACGAACUUCAUGAGGAGCUGCAGACUCUGGAGCGAUCAAAUACAGCCCUUAAGAAGGAGAUCGCCUCAUUGAAGAAAGACUUCAACCUCUAUACGACGGCUCUGGAGCGCCACGUGCCUGUCUGCACCCUCAGAGCCUCUGCAUCCAGCUCAACAACCUACCUCUCAGUUUCCCCUUCAGCCGACUGUCAGACCGGCCCCAGCCCUCUUCAGGCCUCGAGCUUCACUCAAGCUGCUGCCCCCUCGCACUCUACCUCCUCGACCUCCGGCCUUGGUCUCCAAACCCUCAACACUGUAGAAAGCUCUCAUCUCACAUCUUCAACUCCUGCUCCGACAGCUCCAUCAUUAGUCUCAUCCGCUCAGCGCUUCACUCCCUCCAGCUCUAUCCCUGGUUCUUAUGCUAUGCCUUUCCCUACAGUCCCGCCUCCUCACUCUUUGUUUAGAGAAGCUCCUCCAUCCCUAACCGCUUCAGGGAUGACAAAACGUGUUAAACUUAUUUCAAGCAAAGAACCCCCCAGCUCUCUCGCCACACCGGCUCAGCCCAAAUCUGGGCAAGGCGCACACCUUGACAGUUCUCUAGAUUCAGGAAAAGCUUGUUUCUCUCCACGUCCUCCUUGUGCGCUCGAUGCCUUCCCAUCGAAACAACCUUCUUUUUUACGUCCGUCAUCGAAUGUAGGGCCCCUAUACUCCACUUUGGUGUCAGGAAACACAGGUCAAGCAGCUCAAGCUUGUCUAAUGAGUAUGUCACAGCUUCACCCAGGAAGCUUCAAAGGAAAUCCAGCGGAUCCACCGUCAACUCUUCAAGGUUCUGCUCCUCAGCCGCUCUCAGUUUCCCUUCAGGCUAACCUGGAGCCGUCUCCAGACUCUGCUAAUGCCGCACAUAAUUCUACGCCCCUGCUUUCCCUGCUCACAGUCCCAUGUCCACUUAAUGUCUCUCAGAUGACAUCCAGCAGCUUUGAAGGGCCGCUCUCUCUUCCCCCACUCCAACUUCAAAAUUCAGGGGAUUGCUCGUUAGAUUUGGCCCUUUCUGAGCUCCUGGAAUUCGAUGAUUGGAUACAUUUCAUAUAGCAAGGCAGUUCUUUUCAACCACAUUGGUACCAAGUCAAUGCUGAUGACUGAGAGUUCUUUUUUCUUUUUUUAAAUAACCACAGCACAGCUUAUUAUAGUGACAACACUGCACUUAGCAGCUCCAUCAACAACUCUAAUAUUCAAGGUUUUACAAGUUUGAGAAGACACAUUUUCCCAUUUUACAUUUGUACAUGAAAACAAAAAUGAACAAAUGUGUUUUGGCAGUUGCUCAUAUCACCCCCUUUCCUUUUUGAAGGGAUGAUUUCACGAUUUUGCAUUGUGUAGUAGUGCAUUUGAAACUCAUAUUCAAGUACCGGAGUCAAUUUUCUCGUCCUAAAGCUGCUAAAAUGUCCAACUUUGCAAUAAAAGGCCAAAUUCAGUUAAAAAAAUUAGCUACUUGUUGACAAGCCCCUGGAAAUGAAAUGUGAACCUUAAUUCCAGCAGCAUACAAGCUUUUCUGUUCUGAAAAUCUCAGCGGUAGGCAUUCUUCUUUUUUGUCCAUAGAUGAUGGACUGACAGUUGACACAACACUUCAAGUCAGGGUGGAGUACUCACUUCCCUGCAACUUCAAGGAAAUGUCCUUAGGACACACGCCCAUCUGGGCUCCAUCUGAGUGAUCGUGUGAGUUUUUGAAUGAGUGGCUAACGACCUGCCCAUGGCAACACAUUACAGGCAUUACUACUUCGCUUUUUUUCUUCUGUCUUUUAAUUUCUUUUUUACCUCGUUUGUUUUGCACAAUCAAAAUUCCUCUUCUUAAACAUUUCGCUGCUACUGAAAAUGUAUUUAUGUUCUCCAAUAUUUUAAUCAAGACAAACAAUCAGUCAACUUGCUGAUGAACUUUUCAAGCACAAUUUUUCUCAUUUACUUUUCCUGUGAUAAAAUAUAUACAGCUCCUUCCUCUUCUCUUGAAAUAACAGAAUUGUAUUAUUUAAACGUAUUCUAAUUAUCCUGAUAAUAAUAAUUAGAAUAGGUGUUUUAAUAGAGUCUACUAUACUCACCUGCAAGAAUGACUUCACAACAAGACAAAGGUGAUGACUACAUAGGGAUAAAAAGCCUGACACACCACAAGGUGCCCAGAUAAAAUGUGUCAGGUGGUAUUAUCCAAAUACUUUGGGUCAUCUGUAUUAAAUAUCUGCUUUAUAUUUUUGGUGGCCAAGUAUAUUCCUCAAUAAAAUCAUGCUUAAGAUUUAUUUUGAAAUGCAUUCAUUUUAAAUAUCUGUUGAAACUCGCUGCUCAUCUUGACAGAAAUCCACACAUGAAUGGCUUUGACAAAAAAAACUGAUUGAAUACUGUCAAAAUGGAGCUUACUCUUGCCUAUCAAAGCUUUAAUUAAAUAUGAAAAAAGACAGUGUUAAUCACCCCAGGGGCUCCUAGUCGUUCAAUCCUUCAUGCACAAAGCAUUUGACAACUUUCAUUCGCAGUUGACGUAAGACCAAAAACAGAAAUGUGUGUAUUAGAUCAGAUAGUUUUGCAAUUGUUUGUAUUUUUUAAAACGUGUGCCUUCCAACCGUCUGUCUUAAAGACGUGUAUUUCACAGACAGUAAGCCCGCACAGAUCCUUGAGAGAGAAAAGAUGAGAUGAUGGUGUAUUAAGGAACACUUGAAUACGGACCAUGAACAGGCAUUUUUGUAUCGGUAUAACUGCUGUAUGUAAAUGUGUUAAAGUUAAUGAAUAACUAGCUAAUUAAAUCAUUACUAAUGGGGAGAUUUUAAAAAAGUAGCUGGGCUUCUUCACUUUGUAUUUGAAUUUCACUUUAGUGUUUUCUGAGGAUUUUUUGUGUGUAUUUUUCUGCUUUUUGUGCACUAUAUGUGUCGAUCCAUAUGAAAUAAAUGCUUAAUAUAGUUGAUCCUUUCUGAGGCAUUGUGUGCGUUGGAGAUGUUACCAUUUUGCAUUUCUUAUGCAUUAAAUGUAUAUAUUGAAGCUCUACUA